Mesocestoides corti is the source of this 507-nucleotide messenger RNA. Lineage: Eukaryota; Metazoa; Platyhelminthes; Cestoda; Cyclophyllidea; Mesocestoididae. The record is from the annotation of a GenBank genome assembly.
AACUACUCGGCGGAAAUGGAACGGUUGGCAUUUGAUUGGGUGAGACGCUGUCGAAACGAACAUCCUGACCCUGAAAUUUACCCGCAAUUCAAGGGAACCGGCCAAAACCUAGCACUUAUGCAAAUCGACUCACCUGAUUGGGUGACGAUGGCUCAGAUUUGGUACGAUGAAAUGGUGUGGGCGACAUCGCAUGAAGUUGGCUGCGCAGCUUAUCGAUGCGACUCACUUAAUCCUGAAUGGAACCCUCCAGCUUACCUUCUGGCCUGCCAGUACAAGCCACAAGGAAAUUUCGUCGGAACUAGGCCGUAUGAAAGUGGACGCAGUUGCAGUAGAUGCCCUGAGGGGUCGGUGUGUGAGCGUAACCUAUGCGUGACGAGACCUCCCGAUACCCACGAGAGACCAGCUGAUUCAGAAAAUCCAACUGAUUCAGAAAAGCCAAUUGACAGAACUCGUCCAUCUGCGAGAUGUCUACCUCGUCGACUUGGCCGCGCUCCACUUGAUCCUUAA